AUGCCCGCGCUGAGCCUCAGAUCCCGCGAUGAUGCCACUGAGCUGACUACACCGUCCUUCAACAUAAAGCGUGCUGUUCAUGACACUGUUUCGAAUAUCGGAAGCAGUGGUCGACCACUCACCCCUCUGCUGAGUCUGUCCAUACCCUCCACUUCACUUUCUCUCUUUGAGCCAGAACCUCCCGGAGAUACACCUUUGCAGCUAUCCAUAAUUACUCAGCCCACUGUACUUCUGAUUGUGAGACGUAGUCAGAGCAUGCAACGCGCGCGUACAAACACGGCUUUGCCUGCGGCCCAAAUCAGCUCGUUCAACGCUCCGGAUCUCAACCCCGGUGCACCACUCACACUUGCUUCGCACUGUCGCGGUGUGUCCAUCUCCUCGAUCCACUUAUCCACUCACGCCAAUGCCAACGCUCACGCUUACACUUUCAGCCAGUCAAUCUCACAACCUGUGUCACAAGUGCAACAGCAACCUCUACAACUUGUGCAAUCUUACAACCCACAUACAUGCGUAAUUCAACUCGUAGGGACGGAGCAACGACUAAAACGUAGUGACGAAGACUACAUCAAACGAUCCGAAAACGCAUCCAUCCUCUUUCAUCACGAAUGCUGUUUGAAAAAGAACAAGGCGGAGGCAGCUCGUCAUACACUUGAAUCCGACUCGCCCUCUGCUUAUAGUUCGCUGUAUGGCUGCCCUUCGGAUAUUCGUACACAACGUGCAGUGGCGUGCGCAAAGUGGAAAUGGCGGACUUUGCUGAUUUUGAGAUGGUGA
Molecule: messenger RNA, 771 nt
Organism: Fomitiporia mediterranea MF3/22
Lineage: Eukaryota; Fungi; Basidiomycota; Agaricomycetes; Hymenochaetales; Hymenochaetaceae
Exons: 3
Coding region: 1-771 (256 amino acids)
Source: RefSeq, a predicted model, not a curated record